Molecule: messenger RNA, 984 nt
Organism: Aspergillus homomorphus CBS 101889
Lineage: Eukaryota; Fungi; Ascomycota; Eurotiomycetes; Eurotiales; Aspergillaceae
Exons: 1
Coding region: 1-984 (327 amino acids)
Source: RefSeq, a predicted model, not a curated record
AUGGAACCAUUGUACAAACCCAAUCCCUCUUCUGCCUUCAUUGCAGCCAUGGCAGCGCAGAUUCUGGACGAUGUCGCGGACAUCUCCUACGUACUCUGGGGCGAGCUGUCUGUACGGCUGGCAGGAGGAACUGAUCCGGAUGGUGUAGAACAGUACGACAAAUGUUCUAUCGUGCUAAAAGAUGCGGAUAUGGGGGAUGCGAUCCGCACGCUCGCGUGGGAAGGGUUCCAGCAGUGUGUUCCCAAGGAGGCGUGCCCUUACGCUUAUGGGGACGCGCGGCUGGAAUUCGAAUACCACCUGCACACCCGUGGGCCGGGCAAGGCUCACGAUGGCGCCUUGCUGCUUUACCGCAAGUCCCGAGUGCUCCCCGACGUGCACGGGGUCAUAGUUCGGGCUCAGCAGCGCCAAUUUGGACCCGGCGUGCCGUACCUGAAGUCGAGCGAUCGGCAUAGGGUGCCCGCGCGCCUGGGAAACCAGGGCACUAGGGUCUGGCGCGGGCUCUGGCCUGUUCGCGGGCCCACCACAGACGUGCUGGCAGAUGCGUUGCUCCAUAUGGUUGUUUCUGACAUCGCGGACAGCGACAUGACCCAAGCCAGCACCGAGUGGCCCCGGCUACUUGGUCUUCUGCGGGAUCGCCCAGACCGGUCUAGGACGGUGCGGCCCGAGUAUCAAGCCUUGUGGACGGCGUGGGAUGCUGCGGCAGAUAUCCGGGAAGAUAGCCCUCUGAUAUCGCUGAUCGACCAGGUACUCCGGUUCCUGGAAGCAGCCGAGUUCGACCGGGCUGAGCAUACUAAUGAGCAUGUGAAGCAGGAGAAAGUUGAGGAUAUGGAGAUCGAUGAUGUGCAGGAGGAAAAUCCCGAGCAAGGAGGCCAGCAACUGGGAGAAAUCCAGGAGGAAUGGAAUGAUUUGCUUCAGAAUAUGAUGCGAGACGAUCUCGACCAGGAGGUUUUCUGGCAUCACGACCCCCCUCCUAGGGGCCAUUAG